Molecule: messenger RNA, 615 nt
Organism: Alternaria ethzedia
Lineage: Eukaryota; Fungi; Ascomycota; Dothideomycetes; Pleosporales; Pleosporaceae
Exons: 2
Coding region: 1-615 (204 amino acids)
Source: RefSeq, a predicted model, not a curated record
AUGCCGGACCAACUCAAGGCUAGCGAGGUCAACUCCAAGACCGACCCCUCUGUCGCGAAGCAGUACGACGAUGAGACCCCCAAGGACCAGCAGAUCAAGCAGUUCUUUGAGAUGGUAGACGGCAAGAAGAUUUGCAUGCUCAACACAUACCGCAAUGGUGUUGGCCCCGUCGGUCGCUCCAUGGCCCUCGCCCGCCGCGACGGUCCCGACUUCCUCUUCCUCGCCAACAACCACUCGCAAAAGUUCAACGACUUGAACCAAAACAAAGAAGUCCAGAUCUCGUUCCAGGACCUGAAGACACAAGAGUGGGCCUCCAUCACAGGAACUGCCACAACAACAGACAACAGCGACCCCCGCAUCAAGGAGGUAUGGAGCCGUGGCGCUGCAGCAUGGUUCGGUGAUCUCGGUGAUGGCAAGCACACUGGUGGCCCCGAAGACCCCCGCAUGACUCUGAUUGAGAUCAAGAGCAAGUACGUCUCGUACUACGUCACAGAUGUCGGCCUCUUGGGUUACGCAAAGGAGAUCAUCAGCGCGAACGUCACAGGUGGCGUUGCCAACACCGGCAAGCUGAGGGAACUCAAGGAGGCGGAUUUGGAGAAGGCCAGGUCGAUGUAA